AUGAAAGCCUAUGGGUAUGCGUUUAAUAUAAGUAUUGGCAUUUAUAUGGAAAUGGUUUCUAGUAAAGUUUGGGGCGGGUGGAUCAGAGGGCAACCAACGAAUAGAAGUAAAGAUCUAGAUCAAAUGUUUAAAAAAUAUAAUAUCGCAUAA
Theileria orientalis strain Shintoku is the source of this 150-nucleotide messenger RNA. RefSeq lists its product as hypothetical. NCBI's taxonomy places the organism in Eukaryota, Apicomplexa, Aconoidasida, Piroplasmida, Theileriidae. The record is from RefSeq and is a predicted model, not a curated record. The coding region runs from base 1 to 150 and encodes 49 amino acids. The transcript has a single exon.